Kluyveromyces lactis is the source of this 1116-nucleotide messenger RNA. It is a transcript of the gene FUS3, whose product is annotated as mitogen-activated serine/threonine-protein kinase FUS3. Gene Ontology annotation, cellular component: cytoplasm; nucleus. The record is from RefSeq and is a predicted model, not a curated record. Lineage: Eukaryota; Fungi; Ascomycota; Saccharomycetes; Saccharomycetales; Saccharomycetaceae. The transcript has a single exon. The coding region runs from base 1 to 1116 and encodes 371 amino acids. Gene Ontology annotation, biological process: intracellular signal transduction; protein phosphorylation. Gene Ontology annotation, molecular function: ATP binding; MAP kinase activity.
AUGGGCAAGAGGAUAGUAUUUAACAUAAGCUCUGAGUUUCAACUACAGUCGCUUCUCGGUGAGGGUGCUUACGGAGUGGUAUGUUCAGCGAAGCACAAACCCAGUGGAGAAAUAGUUGCUAUCAAAAAGAUCGAACCUUUUGAGAAACCCCUAUUUUCUAUUAGAACAUUAAGAGAGAUCAAGAUAUUGAAGCAUUUCCAACACGAAAACAUAAUCAGCAUAUUUGACGUGCAAAAACCAUCAUCUUUCGAACAGUUUAACGAGGUGUACAUAAUUCAAGAGUUGAUGCAGACGGACUUGCAUAGAGUGAUCGUGACGCAGGAACUAAGUGAGGAUCAUGUGCAGUAUUUUGUAUACCAAACUUUAAGGGCGCUUAAAGUGCUGCAUGGAAGUAAUGUGAUCCAUCGAGAUUUAAAACCAAGUAAUUUGUUGUUAAACAGCAACUGCGAUUUGAAAAUCUGUGAUUUUGGUUUGGCAAGAAUUGUAUCUGAAAGAGCAACAGAUGGCGAUGCCCAUGUUGACGCUGAUGACACGGAUGAUAACUCCCCUUCAUCGGCGGCUAAUGACGGUGACCCGGCAAUUUCGGGAAUGACAGAGUAUGUGGCAACCCGAUGGUACCGAGCACCGGAAGUAAUGUUAACAGCUGCACAGUACUCCAAGUCCAUGGACGUAUGGUCAUGCGGAUGCAUUCUUGCCGAGCUCUUGGGGAAACAACCGUUGUUCCCCGGGAAAGAUUACAGAGAUCAGUUGAUCCUGAUAUUUCAGACUUUAGGGACACCCACGGAACAAGAAUUGGUGGAGCUAGUAGAAAAUAGACGUGCACGUGAGUACAUUCGCUCGUUACCUAAGCAUCCCAAGAUCAAUUGGCGGCGUAGGUUCCCGAAUGCAUCUGCAGCCGCUCUUGAUCUCCUUGACCGGAUGCUGCAAUUCGAUCCGAGGCUACGGAUCACUGCCACGGAAGCGCUAUCACAUCCAUACUUGGUCUCGUACCAUGACCCGGACGACGAGCCCGAAGGAACUCCGAUUCCUUCGUCAUUCUUUCAAUUUGACCAAUGGAAGUCGCGGCUAAAUACAAAGGAUUUGAAGCGGCUGUUAUGGAACGAAAUCGUGUCAUGA